Molecule: messenger RNA, 5210 nt
Organism: Cloeon dipterum
Lineage: Eukaryota; Metazoa; Arthropoda; Insecta; Ephemeroptera; Baetidae
Exons: 9
Coding region: 46-5043 (1665 amino acids)
Biological process (GO): proteolysis
Molecular function (GO): cysteine-type endopeptidase activity; protein binding
Source: RefSeq, a predicted model, not a curated record
UAAUUUUAAAGGAUUAUUGACUCGUGGUUUGGAAAAAUAUAGAAGAUGAAUAAAGACCCAGCUAAACUCGGAUUUUUCCAGUCAUUCCAGGACGGAAAAAUCGUCACCCAAAGAGCUGAAAGCGUUUGGGUUCUCGCUGUCCAUUACGACUUUAAAUUUAAUGAAGGAAAGCACCCAGCCAGCUCAAAAAAAUUUUUCGAUGAGCAUUUUCGAAACGGUGAUGACGUUGACGUGGGAAAUUUGAGAAAAACCUUUGAAGAAAGAAGAAACUGUAAUUUCUACGAUCUCUUAUCACCCACGAAAGAAAAUUUGCUCGAGCUUCUCGCCGACAAGGACCAGCUUUUGCAAUUGUUUGAAUGCAAAGAUUUGCCUGACGUGUUUGUGCUUUUCUUUCUGUCGCAUGGGAAUGAAAACGGAGUGAUUUAUUCUGACUACUGUGACAAAGAUGGCUUAAUCGUUUCUUUUACAACCGAUGAAAUUUUCCAAUCACUGAAAACCUUGACUGGUUUAGAAAAAUGUUUGAAACUGGUCAAUUUCGGUCCUUGUCGAGGGUUACUUGACGACGCAAAAUACGAUUCGGAAAAUGAAUACGAAAACUACGACAAUAGGAACUCAUGCAGGAUCACUUUUGAGCCUGCAAUGCACAAUUUGGUAGUAUUCUAUUCAACAGUUGAGACAACGGAGGCUGUUCGGGCUAAGACUGGAUCGUGGUUCGUGUGGAAUAUUUGCAGCUAUUUAAACUUGAUGCGUGAAGAUGAACCGCUGAUUACCGUACUGACGUCAAUUCAGUGGCGGAUCCACCACGAGUCGCAGAGUUGCAGGAUGGGAAAUAAGUUAUUCCUUGGACAGACACCUGAAGUCAAAUUUCUUUCGCAGGACUCGCUCUUUUUCUUUUACAAAAAUGAAAAGCCUGCAGUUUGUCAACCUUCCACAAAAGAUGCAUUAAGAAGACUUCCUGUGAAAAAAACACGUAGGGACGAGCUCUACUCCUGGCAAUCAGACAAGUCACAAAAUCUGCGAGGUCGAAGGGCUUUUAUCUUAAGCACGCCAACAGCGGACGAUAUAACGAAUAGAUUGGUAGAAACUUUACGUCAAAACCUUCAAUUCGAAACUAGUGCUAGGAAACUGAGCAUGUCAGCAAUCAAAUUAUAUUUCCAUGAUGUUUUGAAAUUGGAGCCUGAUGUCGGAUGCGUUUUAACCUGCGUAUUCAGCCAAGUGAGCGUAAAUGAAGAAAAUGAAGUUUGCAUGCAUGUGAAUUCGAGAAAAUUGCCAGUUUCGGAAAUUUUGCGCGGAUUUAUUGGACCAAAAAUUGACAAGUGGAUUGGAAAACCCAAAAUCUUUUUCCUCGUCGACGUCGAGCAACAAGGUUUUCAAUCAGAAAAUAUUUCUCUCAACAGAUGUGAAUAUGAAAUCGCGGCAACGAACCACAGUGGUUGGCUAGUCGUUGUUUUGAGGGAAAAAAAACAAUUCGAGAGUCUGCUUAAAAUUCUUGAUGGCGACGAGCUGAAGAGAGGGAAAAGUCUGCAAGAACUUUUAGCACCACUACUGCUAAUAUCUUCAACAAAGGAAACCAAUAUUCUGCUCAACUCGACGCUACAGUAUCUUCUCGACUUUCCUGUCUGGCCCAGAAUUUUCGUCAAGCCCGAUUUUAAAUUUAAACUCGACAAAGAUUUGAAUGAACAAAACUUUUCAUUUGAUCAGUUGUUGCAAGAAGCAAAGAUAACCCUGAAAGAAAGUCGGGUUUGGAUUUUGAGUUCCGUGGCCGGCGCGGGAAAGACGACCAUUCUCAAAGAAAUUGCGUUCGAACUCAAACAAGCAGAUUUUCAUGUUUUGAACGUCAUGCUGCAAAAGCACCGGCUCUACUUUGAAACAUGCUUUAAGGUUAAUGCAGUGGAAUUCCUAUCUCAAAGCACUAAUUAUUCCUCAGAUGAAAUCAACGGUUGGAUUGAGAGCAAAAGAGUUGUCGUUUCCCUCGAUGGAUUCGAUGAAGUUUGCCCUGAUUACCGAAAAAAAGUGCUGGAGUUGAUAGAACAGCUACACGAAAAAGGAUUAUCCCUUUGGAUUGGAACGAGACCUCACGAGAUGGAAGGAAUUAUGAGAGUCACUGAAAAUGCAGCUUCUGUCAAAAUUGAACCUUUCAACGAAGAGAAACAAAGAGAAUUUCUGCGUGUGGUUUGCAAGAAGAGCGAGGAAGAAUGUGCACAUUUCUUGAGAAAUUUUAAAGGUGGAAACAUCCUCGAAAACCCUUUGCAUUUAUCGCUUCUGGCCGAGUGCGAGGGCGAAGACAACUUGUACCGCAUCUACGAAAAGGUCGUGAAGAAGAAAACGAAGCAGUGCUUGGAGAUGCAAAAUGAAGGCAACACAGUGGCUGAGUGGCGGAUUGAAAAAACUUUGAAACUCCAUCGACUGAUUGCGUCUCGUUUCAUCAGUGGAGGUUGUCUCAUCGGCCAAGGAGUGAACAAAGAAGAUUUAGAAAGGCUGAACAACUUCGGAAUCGCGACCUACAUCAACGGUGAGCUCGCAUUCUUGCAUCAAACUUUCGCCGAGUUCCUCACUGCACAAAAAUUCUUACAAGAUUUGCAAGAGUUCGGCUCUUCAAAUUUAAUACUAUUUGAUUGUAACUUUGAGAAAAAUUCAUCAUACGAUAGAAGCGACGUAGACAAGUUUUUGGAAUGCAGAAAGUUUAUCGAUUUGUGUUUUUCCACGACGGAAGAUCGAGUCGGAGCACAUAAAGUACUUCUGCUGAAAAUGACAUCAGUAUUGCCACCGGAUACACUACUAACUCGUGUUUGUCGGGAUGGCCUGACAAAUAUUUUCACCCUUUUAAAACCACAGAUAUCGUUUAAAGAAUCGGAAGAGAACUUUAUUUCCGUGGAUGGACCACGUCUUUUUCUCAAUGCAAUUGAGAGAGAACAAAUCGCAAUCGAAUUGCUAGAAAUGGGAGCAGUUGAAAACUUGAAUAAAAUGUUGCCUGAAGUACUUAGUACGAUAGCAGAACUCGACGCGGUUGAUGUCCUCAAGAGUCUGAAGGAAAAAUUUGCCAGUGAUAUGAGCAGGUUAAUUCUCAGGUCAGGACAAGAAGUAAACAGAGCGUUGCUUGAGGCUGCUAAAUUUGGCCAAGAAAAGCUCCUCGCUGUACUUCUGGAGAUCGGUGUUGAUCCAAAGGGCACGUAUCAAGCUAUGAACGCUCUUUACCGUGCCUGCGAAUUUGGACAAAUAAAUUGCGUCGAGAUUCUCUUGGCCAAAAGAGCCAGGACGGCAGUAGAUGGAACCCAGCGAUAUGAUCCAUUAGUCGUGGCUGUCCUCCACGGAAAAUUGGACUUGGUCAAGUUCCUUUUAGAAGAAAAAGUGAGCGGAAUUGAACGCGACCCGGAGACCUUUGAGAUGAAGGAUUUGAAAGUGAAAUGGAAUGCUUUGCACUACGCCAUUGUAAAAGGGCAGAAGGAAAUCGUUGAAUAUUUGCUCUCACAGAGUUCAGCAUUGCAAAAUAUUAAAACGAUGGAUGGAAUUGCCCCUCUUCAGUUAGCAGCUCUGCGGAACGAAAUUGAAAUGUGUCAGUGGUUGGUGCAAAAAGGAGUCGAGCCAAAAACGCUCCUCACAUUUCCUGACGGAGAUUUAGAAGACUGGCGCCGAAGGAUUUUAAUAUGUAAAGACUAUUUUGUGAUGGUGCAAGGUGACCUAAAUUUCAAGGACGAUCGAGGGAAAACGGCUCUUCACUGCGCAGCCGAAUACGGGCACUUGGAAUUAGUCCGCGAGUUGAUCGAGUUGGACGCGGAUGUUGAAGCCACCGAUGCAAAUGGGUGGAAUGCCACUCACUUUGCUAUCGAAGAAUUCCAAACUCGCAAACGUAAUAAUAGCAAUACAGUUUUUGAUAUUCUUAAACUGUUGCACUUGAAAAACAAUAGACUGGCAAGCCAGAAAACAAAAGAUGGUAGAACAAAUUUGCACAUAAUUUACGAAAAAGAGGGAAAAUGUUCAGAGGAAGUCUUGCGUUUCCUCGUUGAGGAAGCUGGGGUGGAAGUAAACGCCGUGGACAGCCGAGGAAGCUUUGUGUUGAACAAGAAUAUCAACUGUUGGAAUAAGGAAUUUCUUUAUACCUACGCCAAAUCCGGAAAACUGCAUUCAGCCGUUGAAACGGGGAAUUUGAAAUUGGUGCAACAGUUGUGCGAAUCGGGCGUCGACCUAAAUGCCACUGGACGCCAUGGAAUGACGGCUCUCAUGAUUGCUGGCAAGUUAAAUCAAGUACAAAUUAUUGAGUUCCUGCUAGCGAAAAACGUGAAUAUCAAGAAAAAAGAUGGCACAGGAAAAAACGCCCUUCACCAUUCACUGCACAAUUUCGAAAUAACUCAACUGCUGCACAAAAAGGAAAAGAGUUUGGUUAAAAAAGUGACCAUAGACGGAUGCACUUCGCUGCACCUGGCAACGAACGAUAAAAACGGAUCCAUGGACGUGAUUCGUUGGCUUGUGGAUAAAAUCAAAAUCAACGUGAACACCUGCAAUGAGAGGGGAGAAACAGCACUAAUGCUUGCCUCGAUACAUGGAUCAAGUGACGCGCUCGAAUUACUGCUCGACAAGGGUGCUGACAUUAACAAAGAGGACAACAAUAGAAGAACUGCUUUGAUGUAUACAGUGGUGCAUGAAAAUCUGAAUUUGUUUCAUAUUUUGUUGGAAAGGGGCGCACACUUGAAUUACAGCCUUCAAGCGCUGCAAUACGCGUUUUUAGAUUUGAAUUUGCUGAAAGUGAUGUACAGUAGAAACAAAUCAUUGCUAAAAGAAGUAGAUGAGCAAGGAAACACUAUAUUGCAUAAAGCAAUAAAAAAUGAACCAAAGGAAUGCUCAUUAGUGGUGGUGUGGUGGCUAAUAGAAGAAUUAAAAAUUGACUUGGAGGUGCGCAAUAAAAAAGGAGAAACUGCACUUCUCGUUGCUUGCAAGGUGGAGAGGUGGGAGGUGGUCGACUUGCUGCUGAGCAAAAACGUUGACGCCACCGCAAAAGACAAUGAAGGGAAGUCUGCCGUUGACUACGCUCCGUUUUUAAACAUUUAGACCACAAAAAAGUAUUAAUUAUAAAACUAUUUGAAAUGUCAUAAAAAUGAAAAUUUGCAUUGAGAGUUUCGCACAAAAUAAAAAGAUCUAAAGCUUUCAGGAACAGAAACUUAAAAUUUCUUCACUUCCUCGCUUUUCCUUCAUGUACCAUAGAAGUCACGCGUGGU